AUGGAUGAGCUCGUCCGCCUGCUGAGUGACACUCAGCGGCCCGAGGAGGAGCCCCGGAAACGCGCCGAGCUCGGGCUUAAGAGCGCCCAGAGCAGUCCCGCGUUCCCGAGCCUGCUGACCGCCAUUGCCGCGACCUCCUCCUACCCGGCCGAGAUUCGCCAGUCCGGCCUCACCGUGCUACGGCAAUUUAUUCAGCGCAACUGGAUCCCCGGCGGCCUAGGCGGCGAUGUCGACGACGAGGACGACGACGAGGCCAGCGCCGCCGCCUCUCGUAUCCCCAUUGGCGACGACGUGAAGCAGCAGAUCCGCGUCCAGCUGUUGGAGCUGGCAACGCGUGACGGGAGCGAACGGCGCGUUCAGGCGGCGGUGAGCUUUGUGGUGGGCAAGAUCGCCGGUGUCGACUACCCGGAGCGCUGGCCCGACCUGCUUGAGUCUCUCCUGGCUGUGAUCCGCUCGGGCACCGACUCACAAAUACACGGCGCGCUACGCGUGCUGGGCGAUCUGGUUGACGACGGCUUGACCGAGAUGCAGUUCUUCGCUGUGGCCCGCAGCAUUGUCGAGGUGCUGUACCAGGUUUCUGUGUCGGGCGACCGCAAGCCGCUGCUGCGCGCACUCGCUGUCUCGGUGUUCCGCAGCAGCUUUGACCUGAUGGACAUGGUCAAGGACGAGCACCUCAAGGAGGUCAAGGCGUUUGCGCAGGAGGCUCUGCAGGGCUGGCUGCCCUUCUUCCACGACGUCAUGAAGCUGCAGCUGCCGCUCGACCAGCCUGCAAGCAAGGAAGGCCAGCAGUCGGAGAGUUGGAAUGGUCUGGUGGCCCUCAAGUUGCAGUGUGUCAAGACCCUGCUCAAGAUCAAGACUGUCUUCUCGUCGCUGCUGCUGCCCCAGAGCCCCAUAUUCUUCCAGGAGACCUGGCAGGACCUAGCCCUGCUCAAGGGUGCCUACGAGCAGCUCUACAUUGACCAGGACAGCCAGAGCCGUCUCGAGGACGCCGACGGCCUGCCUUACACGCUCGACUUCCUCGUACUUGAGGAGCUCGACUUCCUCAACCAGUGCAUCCGUGCGCCGCCGGUUCAGAAGCAGCUCAACGAGGAGCUGGCCAACAGCGGCGUUGCUGCUCACGACACGCCGUGGCUGGCCGAGCUGAUGGCGUUGCUGCUCAACUACGCACGCAUUACGCGGGAGGAGGAAGAGCUUUGGGACAUUGAUGUCUCGCUGUACCUGUCCGAGGAAACGUCCGUCACUGCCAAUUACACGGCGCGCACGGCCUGCGGCGACCUGCUGAUCAAGCUGGGCGAGUGGCUCGGCCAGCGUUCUCUGGAGGGCCUCUAUGCGCGCUCGCGCGAUCUUUUCGCAGCCGACCAGCCCAGUGGUGGCGAUUGGCGCGCCAAGGAGGCUGCCCUGUACCUCUUCACGAUGCUUGGUGGAGACAUGCUGGAUUGCGGCAACCCCGUCCCCGAGGAGAUUACCAACGCUUACCUCGCCCUCGUCGAGCCAUCCACUGCGGCCGGCCAAGAGUCGCUGCUGGUGGCCCGUGGCUACUUGGCGGCCGGCCUCAUCUCCCAGUCAAACGCGCUUGGUCUGCGCUACCUGGACAAUGCCAUCCUGUCUAUCACCAAGGCGGAGUCGGAGCUCGUUCAGGUGGCCUGCAUCAAGGCUCUGGACGGUUUCCUUCAAGCUCGCCCGCCGCAGCCCGGCCAAGGCAUUGCUGCGCCCGCUGAGCGGCAAGUGCCCAUCCUGCAAGCGCUCAACGACUUCCUCGGCGCACGCGAUCCGGCAGACAUUGAAGACGCCGACGACCUGCUGGCCACGUUUUGCGAGACGCUGCGCCGCACCAUCGGCCUGGAACCCCGUGUCAUCCUGACCAACGAGACGAUCCCGUCGAUCGACCUGCUCUUUGCCAUUGCGCGCUGCGGCGCGAACAACUUCCACGUAACAUUGAUUGUCAACGACUGCUUUGAGGAGAUUGUCGAGGCCCUCUCGGACCCCACAUCGUAUGUGGCCUUGUGCGCCAAGGUGAUCCCGACGCUUAACGGCUUCUUCACGUUCUCAGACCUGACCCAGGAUGAACCGCUUAUCACUAUGGCGACGGAGCUCAUUGCCGUACUCCUCCAGAGCGGCACGGAGCCGCUUCCGGCGGGUCUUGUGGCCCAGGUGGCACCCAAGCUCAAGAAGCUGCUGAUGGAGUCGGACGAGGGCGAGCUGCUGCGUCCCGGUGCUGAGGCGCUCAAGUACAUGCUGAGCCACGACCACCACCAGAUGUUUGAGUGGCACGACGAGCUGGGAAACAACGGCCUGGUUGUGUGCCUGCAGAUCAUUGACCGGCUGCUGGGCCCGGCGGUCGAGGACAACUCUGCGUCCGAGGUGGGCGGCCUGGCGGCAGAGCUGGUUGAGAAGGCCGGCCACCAGCGCCUGGGCGACGGCAUGCUGGAGCGUCUUCUGCAGGCCGUGGCCAACCGGCUGAGCUCGGCACAGACGGCGCCGUUUAUUCAGUCGUUGAUCCUCGUGUUUGCUCGUCUCUGCCUGACGGCUGCCGGCGAAGUGGUGGCCUUUUUAAGCCAGAUUACUGUCGGCCAAGAGAAUGGGCUGGCCGUGGUGCUGAGCAAGUGGCUGGAGAACUCGGCCAACUUUGCAGGCUACGACGAGAUUCGGCAAAAUGUCAUUGCUCUCUCGAAGCUGUACGACCUCAACGAUCCUCUGAUCAACCAGACCCAGGUCAAGGGUGACCUGAUUGUGCCCACGAGUGACCGGAUAAUGACGCGGUCGCGCGCAAAGCAGAACCCGGAUCAGUACACGAUCAUCCCGGCUCCGCUCAAGGUGCUGAAGCUACUCAUUGAGGAGCUCACGUCCGCCCAGGGCAAGUCGGGCGCUGCCUCGCUCGAGGUCGGCGGUAGUGCAGCAGCCGCGGCCGCUGCUGAGGCUAUGGGCAAGGAGGCCAAGAAGGACGCCGGCGAGGGCGGUGAGGGCGGUGGCGACGACGAGGACGAGGACGACUCUGGAUGGGAGGACGAGACCGACGACAUCCUGGACCUGAGCCUCGGCGCUACGAAGAACGACCUGUUCUCGUACCUCGACGGCGGUCCGGCCAACCGCCGCUCACGCGACGACGAGACGCAAGCGUACCUGACGGAAUUUUUCUUGCGGGCAGCGCGUGAGGACACGGGCGGGUUCAAGGGGUGGUACGACCAGCUGACGCCGGUGGAGCAACAGAAGCUGAACGAGCUGGCAUAA
This is a messenger RNA of Sporothrix brasiliensis 5110, 3228 nucleotides long. Its product is annotated as importin beta-5 subunit. Lineage: Eukaryota; Fungi; Ascomycota; Sordariomycetes; Ophiostomatales; Ophiostomataceae. The record is from RefSeq and is a predicted model, not a curated record. Bases 1 to 3228 code for a protein of 1075 amino acids. Gene Ontology annotation, cellular component: cytosol; nuclear envelope. Gene Ontology annotation, biological process: protein import into nucleus. Gene Ontology annotation, molecular function: small GTPase binding. The transcript is spliced from 3 exons.